Brenthis ino (lesser marbled fritillary) is the source of this 660-nucleotide messenger RNA. The record is from the annotation of a GenBank genome assembly. NCBI's taxonomy places the organism in Eukaryota, Metazoa, Arthropoda, Insecta, Lepidoptera, Nymphalidae.
AUGAGUGAAAAAAAUAUCAACUAUAAGAAAGCUUCAGAAUACUGGGCUGAAAUUCCAGCAACUUUAGAUGGAGUGCUUGGUGGUUUCGGGUUUAUAUCUGAUAUAGAUAUUGAUGGUUCAACAUUGUUUUUAAAAUCGAUUCUUAGCUUAGAAAAUGCCCCAAGUACUGGAAUUGCUCUUGACUGUGGAGCUGGAAUAGGCAGAAUUACCAAAUAUUUGUUAGCUCCUCAUUUUAAUACAGUUGACAUAAUUGAACCGGAUGAAAAAUUUAUCAAUUCCAUUUCAAAUUAUGUAGGAGAAUAUAAAAUAAAAUUAGGUGUUCUGUAUUUACAAAGUCUACAAAAAUUUGAGCCUGAAAGAAAAUAUGAUGUCAUAUGGAAUCAAUGGGUUUUGGGUUACUUAACGGAUACAGACUUAACAAGUUAUCUUAUAAAAUGCAGAGAUGCUCUUUCAAGUAAUGGGGUGUUAAUUGUUAAAGAAAAUGUUACAUCAUCAGGGAAAACAGAAGUUGAUGAAACUGAUUCAUCUGUCACAAGGCCUUUAAAGUUAUACCUAAAAAUAUUUAAAUUGGCAAAAUUAAAAAGGAUAAAACAGUGCAAGCAAACAAACUUUCCUGCUGGUAUAUAUCCAGUUCACAUGUUUGCCCUUGUCCCACAUAAU